Patiria miniata (bat star) is the source of this 1633-nucleotide messenger RNA. RefSeq names its product extracellular serine/threonine protein kinase four-jointed-like. The record is from RefSeq and is a predicted model, not a curated record. Bases 121 to 1494 code for a protein of 457 amino acids. Gene Ontology annotation, biological process: cell-cell signaling. NCBI's taxonomy places the organism in Eukaryota, Metazoa, Echinodermata, Asteroidea, Valvatida, Asterinidae. The transcript has a single exon.
UAAACACAUUCUGGCAUCUUUGGAAAAAUGUGCAACCGAAUUAAUGUGUGUCAUUACUCCAGGCCAACUGUGAUCCCAAAAUAAUUGAUAAGAAGUCUUACAACUGUGUAGCUUGACACAAUGCGACCCUCUUUGCUUAGAAGACAUUUCUGCAGGGUAGCGGCGUCUUGUCUCGCAAGAUUUCUUUUGAUAAUGGGAAUUCUGGCAGCUUGCUUUAUGGUGAACACGGUGUAUCCAUUUCAUGGGUAUUCGCCAACAUCUCGGGGAAAGUAUUCCGCCAUCAACUUGGAGAAAAGUUCGAAGGGAGAAUCCAGUCUUGGGAGCACAAAACCACAAGCAGGUGUCACAAAUGGCACUUUGUCCUUCUCUAAGAGACUUCGGGAAUUAAAUGUUUUGGUAAAUCAUAGCCAUCAAAUGAAUGCAUCUUUGAUCAGAGUAACUCAUGUCUCGACCUCGGAACAAAGUGUUGUUCUCGGGCAGGAAAAAUUGCCGGACGUAAUUCAAGACAGUGUUUUUGUUCCAGGCUACAUUCAUGGGAUAUUCUGGAGUAAUAAGGCAGAGGCUUCAAUUCAAAGGGAUUUCAGAGAAAUUAGUGCCACAGAAUUAGCCAAAAUGACCAGAGAAACCUCAGUUAUAAGAAUGGUUCCCGGAUGCGGUCAUUCACAGAACCGGUUAUUAACUUUUCAAAAUGGCUGCCAAGUCUGUUGUCGCUAUCGGAACAGUCUCGAUCUCAUUCAAGGUGAAAUUUACGCCUACUCGCUGUCACAGAUCCUACACAUCCAAAACCUUCCGCCAACCACAGUCGGCGUUAUAAACGCCACUGGUAGCCGGUGGGACGCCGUGAGGACGAAUAUGACCGGCGCUAAUUGGCUGGACGGGCACCGCGUCAUUUUCAGCCAAUGGAUUCCGAAUCUCGUUCCCGCCUUUUUGCCCAAGGUCUUUCAGAAACUCGACAAUCGUCUGCAUCCCCCGGAUAUCAUCGGACUGGGCAGCGCCUCGGAAAUCUCCCAGCUCGUCCAGUGGUCGGACAUGAUCGUCUUGGACUACCUGACCGGGAACAUGGACAGAAUGGUGAACAUGCUGGUGAACCAGCGCUGGAACAGCUUCAUCAUGGACAGUCCCGUACACAACUUGGAGCAAUCCAUGGUGACGGGCCAGCUGUAUUUCCUUGACAACGAGCUGAGUUUUAUCCACAGCUACCGUCUCCUGGACAGAUACGGCCACUUCCACGCAGAGAUGCUGCGAUCCCUGUGUGUAUUCAGACUCAGCACUGUGGACAAUUUGAAGAGACUUCAAAGCGAGGGAAAUAUCUGGGAGAGAAUGUGGGAUUUUGCUGUGACUUCCGACUUGUUGGAAUCUAAACAAUUACCCAGACUUUCUCGAAAGAACAUAGACAUUCUGAAAUCUAGACUUUCUGACGUGCUGAAUCAAGUUAAAUCUUGCCAAAAGAUGUAUCCUCAUGAGCACCGUCAUUCAACUAAAUUCAGAGAAUGAAGCUGGAAAAAUCAAACACAAUACGACACGGUUGUUGGAAAAGAAAAAAAAAGGAAAUUGCAUAGUUUGAGAAUGCAACUUUCAGUGGGGCAUUCAGUAUUUAAAAAAAGAUAUAUUGUUGGAUCAUUAUUUUAAUCUC